This is a messenger RNA of Oncorhynchus kisutch (coho salmon), 18394 nucleotides long. RefSeq names its product protein piccolo. The transcript is spliced from 31 exons. Gene Ontology annotation, cellular component: membrane; glutamatergic synapse; GABA-ergic synapse. NCBI's taxonomy places the organism in Eukaryota, Metazoa, Chordata, Actinopteri, Salmoniformes, Salmonidae. Bases 14 to 16771 code for a protein of 5585 amino acids. Gene Ontology annotation, molecular function: structural constituent of presynaptic active zone; protein binding; metal ion binding. Gene Ontology annotation, biological process: presynaptic active zone assembly; protein localization to synapse. The record is from RefSeq and is a predicted model, not a curated record.
CAGCUUCCCCAAGAUGUCUGCACUGGCCCAGACCUCCCCCAAGAUGCCCCCUGCAAAGGAGACCAAACUACCUGCUGCUCAGAAAGCAGAGGAGAAGAAAGCAGCGCAUCCCCAGAAGGCCAAUGUCCCCCCAUCAGUACAUGCCAAAGUGGACAAACCCCCAUCAGCUCCUCCAAAGGGAGCAGCAUCCUCCCAACCAGCACCCAAAGCAGGCCAAUCUACCUGUCCACUCUGCAAGGUGGAACUCAACAAGGGCUCCAAGGACCCUCCCAACUACAACACCUGCACAGAAUGCAAGAACACUGUCUGCAACCUCUGUGGAUUUAACCCCAUGCCACAUGAAACAGUAAAGGAAUGGCUCUGUCUGACCUGCCAGAUGCAGAGAGCACUUGGAGCAGUGGAACCCCCAGGACCUCCCAUGAUGAAAUCCCAACCGUUGCCCAGCAUAGUCUCUACACCUGUUGCACUUCAAAAGGAGAAUGUCACACCUGCUGCAUCUCCAAAGCCGACUCCAGCUCCAGCUAAACCCCAGAAGGAGGAGAUCCCAGUACCUGCGGCAGGCCAACAAGAGAUCACUCCACCCACUGUACCUCAGGAGACACCAAUUCCCGCUGGAACCCCAGCACCAAAUGCAGACAAAAAGGAGGAGACCCCACCACUAGGAUCCUCACAACAUCAACAAGCUUCACCUGCUCUGGCUGAGAAGGAGAAUCAAGAACCUAUAAUUGUACAGAAACCAGUGGACCAACCAAUUCCAGCAUCACCCAAAACCAGUGGAGCUGCUACACCUGUACAGCAGCCAGAAAAGCAAACUCCUCCACUGCAACAGCCUGCUUCAAAGGCAUCACAGCAAGUACAGCCCCAGCAAGCUCCAAAGCCAGACCUCGAAACUGCUCCCCUAAAGGAGCCAAUGACUCCUGCUUCAGAGAAAGAGAAGAAGAACCCAGCACCAGGGUCACCACAGAAGGAAUUAUCUCCAGCAGUGGCUUCACAGCAGGACAAAACGCCAGUGGACAAAUCAACUCCAACCCCUGUCCAACAUCCUCCACACCAAGAGACUCCACAACAACAAGAGCAACAACGUCAGCCUCUAACAGCGACACCGAAAGGAGAGCCUGGGAAGCCUCAACAACAGCUUCCAAAAGGUGGAGCCUCUUAUGCAAAAUCUGUACCACCACCACAGGCCCAGCCCCCCAAGCAGGAGUCAGGAGGCUUCUUUGGCUUUGGUGGUGCUAAAUCUCAGCCUGCUCAGUCAAAGCCUGAAGACUCAGUGUCUGGGAAGAUGCUUGGCUUUGGCUCCUCUAUCUUCAGCUCUGCAUCCACUUUGAUCACCUCAGCUGUUCAGGAUGAGCACCGCACCACACCUCCAGCUUCCCCCAAGGUGUCUAUGACUCCUGCUUCAGUGAAAGAGACCCCAGCAGCAGGCUCGUCACAGAAGAAGGAGGUAUCCCCGACAGUGGUUUGCCAGCAGGAACAGAAGCCAGUGGACAGACUGACUCCAACACUUGUCCAACAACCUCCACAACAGAAGACUCUACAACAACAAGGACAGCCUCCGCAGCCCUCAGCAGAGGCACCAAAAUCAGAGCCUGAUAUAUCAAUAGUUGAAGCUGCUACAGCAGCAGACACUCAAAAUCCGGCAAGCCCAGUGCCUGCUCAGAAGGCUCCACUGGAGAACCAGAGAACAUCAGAACCUCAUAAACAACCACAGCAGCCCAGCCCUGGCCGUAGGGAGAGUAGUGCCUUCCCAGCCACAAAGCAACCCCCCAAGCAGGAAUCAGGAGGCUUAUUUGGCUUUGGAGGUCCCAAAUCUCAGUCUGCCUCCUCAAAGCCUGAAGAGUCAGUGUCUGGGAAGAUGUUUGGCUUUGGCUCGUCAAUCUUCAGCUCUGCCUCCACUUUGAUAACAUCAGUUGUUCAGGAUGAGCUCCGGACCACACCGCCAGCUUCCCCCAAGAUGUCUGCACUGGCCCAGACCUCCCCCAAGAUGCCCCCUGCAAAGGAGACCAAACUACCUGCUGCUCAGAAAGCAGAGGAGAAGAAAGCAGCGCAUCCCCAGAAGGCCAAUGUCCCCCCAUCAGUACAUGCCAAAGUGGACAAACCCCCAUCAGCUCCUCCAAAGGGAGCAGCAUCCUCCCAACCAGCACCCAAAGCAGGCCAAUCUACCUGUCCACUCUGCAAGGUGGAACUCAACAAGGGCUCCAAGGACCCUCCCAACUACAACACCUGCACAGAAUGCAAGAACACUGUCUGCAACCUCUGUGGAUUUAACCCCAUGCCACAUGAAACAGUAAAGGAAUGGCUCUGUCUGACCUGCCAGAUGCAGAGAGCACUUGGAGCAGUGGAACCCCCAGGACCUCCCAUGAUGAAAUCCCAACCGUUGCCCAGCAUAGUCUCUACACCUGUUGCACUUCAAAAGGAGAAUGUCACACCUGCUGCAUCUCCAAAGCCGACUCCAGCUCCAGCUAAACCCCAGAAGGAGGAGAUCCCAGUACCUGCGGCUGGCCAACAAGAGAUCACUCCACCCACUGUACCUCAGGAGACACCAAUUCCCGUUGGAACCCCAGCACCAAAUGCAGACAAAAAGGAGGAGACCCCACCACUAGGAUCCUCACAACAUCAACAAGCUUCACCUGCUCUGGCUGAGAAGGAGAAUCAAGAACCUAUAAUUGUACAGAAAGCAGAGGAGAAGAAAGCAGCGCAUCCCCAGAAGGCCAAUGCCCCCCCAUCAGUACAUGCCAACGUGGACAAACCUCCAUCAGCUCCUCCAAUGGGAGCAGCAUCCUCCCAACCAUUUCCCAAAGCAGGCCAAUCUUUUUGUCCACUCUGCAAGGUGGAACUCAACAAGGGCUCCAAGGACCCUCCCAACUAUAACACCUGCACAGAAUGCAAGAACACUGUCUGCAACCUCUGUGGAUUUAACCCCAUGACACAUGAAACAGAGAAGGAAUGGCUGUGUCUGAACUGCCAGACCCAGAGGGCUCUCUCUGGACAACUGGGAGACAUGGGAAAGAUGGCCCUACCCAUCAAGACCCAGGCCCAGCCCACACCACUCCCUGUAGUCGCAACCACCAAGACAGAGCCCCAGCCUCCAGCAGCAGUAAGCAGCAAGGCCCAGCCUUUCUCUAAAACACAGUCCCCAUCCCAUGCUGUGCCUCUCACCUCAGUGCCCACUCCGCCUACACCAAUACCUGGCCUUGCACAAAUGGAACCAAAGAUGCAAGUCCCCAAGGCUGAAGCUCCCAUGACUGUCGCCAAGGCUGAGGCUCCUGAGACGGAAGUCCGUGAGGCGGAGACAGAGGCACCAAAAAUGGAGCCUUCUGUGGCAGAGUUUCCUAAGGCUUUGCUGCCUAAACCUGUACUACCUAAAUCUGAACCACCCAAAACUGAUGCUCCAGCAGUAGCUGCUUCAGUUGCCUCUGUCCUAGUGACUGAGGCCAUGACUCCUCCUGCUCCUCUAUCCACCACAGUGGCUACUGCUGUUGCUGUCACUCCAGCCACUGUGGAGGAGAAGCCAGAGGCUGAGGCUCAACCAACAGAGCUACCUAAACUAGCAGAGGAGAAGGUUGAGAAGCAACCGAAACAACAGGAACCACUUUAUGUUGCUCCACAACCAGUCCAAACGGAUACUAUCAAGGAAGUGGCCACUCCAUUGGUUGAAAAGGUGGAUGAUGUCCUUCUUGAACCUCAGCAGAUACUCACUGAGAAGGAGACGGUGAAGGAGAAGGAGAAAGAGCCAACUGCAGCCUCCCUCCUAGCAGACCAGGUAGUAGCUGAGGUACCAUCCAGCCCAGCCAGUUCAUUUGAGGCUGACAUCAAGCCUGAGGGCUACAGUGACAAGUCCCAGGAUGGACCAGACAUAUUUCCCAUCUCACAGGGCUCCUACACCUCCGAGGGGGAGCUGGAUGAGUUGCAGACAGUCAGAGAUGUCCCUAUCAUGGACACAACCCCUGACACAGCCAUGCCUGCCAAGGAGGAGGGGAAUGGGGCAAAGAGGCUUCUGAGUUAUGUGCCGAUGGAGGAGAGCAGUGGGAGCGAACCCUCUCCCUCACCCAAGCUCCAGAGACGGAGGUUAAGUGCGAUAGCAGUCAGCACGGCAGCCUCAUCCAGCAGCGAGGACUACAAAGAUGACAGCCCUACAGACAGCCCUCCAGACAGCCCAGACUCAUUCGUGAAUGAGGAGGAGUUAAUACGCAGGCAGAUCAUGGGGAUGAUGGGAGAGGAGAUGUCUCUCUCAGAGGAGGAGGAAAAAGAAGAGAAAGAGGUCAAAGUGGAGGAGACCAUGGAUGCUGUGGUGGAUAGCACAUCAUGUAAAUCCAAGCCUCUGUUAAAAAAAGGCAGUAUAGAUGAUGAAGACAGCCCAGCCAGGAUACAUUCUCUCCCUAGGUCUGAGCCUAAAUCUAUUGUAGAGAGUGCUGAACUCCAUGAGCAAAUCACUGUGUAUAAGAAAGCCAUGCCCAUGACGCCGCAGAGAACAAAGAGCAUGGACGAUGGGGAUUCAGAGGUGGAGAGCAUCACAGAUUCUCUGGAGGACAGGUCCAAAGGUGAGGGGUCAUCCAGCGUCCAAGUGUCCAGCUUCACCCCUGGAACUUCCCCCACCUCAGCCUCUUCUCUGGAGGAGGACAGCGACAGCAGCCCCAGCCACAAGAGGAGUGGGGAGGGGAAACAGCCCCGCAAGGCCAAGCACAGGCAUACCGGCCAGCCAUUCCCCACCAUCGAGGACUCGUCAGAGGAGGAGGAGCUCAGGGAGGAGGAGGAUCACCCCAGGGAGCAGGAGAAACCGAAGGAUUCGGACCAGCAGCAGGGGAAGAGGAUCUCCAAGAAGUCCAAAAGGGAUAAAGAUGAUCUCCGAGCUCAGAGGAGAAGGAAUCUCCCUCUAACCUCACCCUGUAACCUGUCUUCCAUUGAAGAUGCCUCUCCCACUGAGGAGGCAAAGCAGGCUAGGGAGAUGGAAGCGCUUCACAGGACAUCAGUCUCUGACUAUUUUCCUAGCAUGGAGUCUGAUUCAGACGCCUUUCACACAGAGACCAGGAUAGUUGUCCCUGAAGGACAGAAGUUCAGUACUGCAAAGCCACUAAAGAGUGCAGAGGAUGAAUACGAGGAGAUGCUUCAGAUAGCUAGAUCUCCUAAAGGAGAGACAGAGCCAGUCCCUGAGAUAGAGCUACUUUACGAAGGCAUGGCCAUAGAGGACUACCUCUACGAAUCCCUAGUGGAGGAGCCUGAAGCUAAAAGUACUUCAGCCCCACCGGAGCAGCCCAGUAAAGACCCCGCUAAAGAGCCGGGGAAGAAAGGUUUGAGGUCUCCUGAAGAGGUGUAUGAGGAGAUGAUGCUGAAGAAGAAGGAACUGAUGUUGAUAGAGCAGGAGUUUCAGAAGGUUCAGUCAGCUAUCAACACUCCUAAUCCUGAGAUACAUGUUACUGCACCAUCCUCUGCUGCAGCUGAGAGCUGCAAAGUUGGUGAGGCCGAGGGAGAGAAGCCUAUGUUAGAUGCUGGUUCUACCUACGUUAAGAGGAAGAAACGUCCAGCUCCACCACGACCCUCUGAACCUCCUAAACGGCCCGAGGUCUAUGUUGCCAAGCCAACAGUUCCUCAGGAUUUGACUAUGAGGAGGGCUCUUUUCCCCAUACCGGACUUGAAGAUCACCCAGUGUUCCUCUGGAGAGGAUGAGACGGACGAUAGUAUAGUAGAGGAGUAUGGAGUGGGAGUGUCCUCUGAUAUUACCCCUAGUUAUGAGUCUGAGACUAAAAAAGAGCUAGAGUACACUUCAGUUUCAGAGCAUGCACCAACAACAGAGGUAGCUGACAUUGAACCCAUCACUGUGGUGUGUGAGGUUUCCCCAGCUAAAGCUACUCCAGCUCCUGUCUUUGCCCCUGAGACAGUUCUAGCCCCCAGUACGACCACCACACCUUCACAGGUCUCUCCUGUAUCACCUCCCACCUCACCAUCGACUCCAGACUCAAGUCUAGCCUCCAACGCUACGUCCUCCUCCUCUUUCCAAGCUCGAAGUCCUCUCUCUUCCGACUCUACUGCAGUGUCUACUCCGACACCAGACUUGGCCAAAGCAGCAGGUCCCUUUGCUGCUCAGCCGCCUAUUGAUAUCUCCCCUCCUUCUAUCGCUCCCAUUAUGGCUGUUUCUCCAACCACAGUUUUGGUCACGAUACAAGAUCUGGUUACAGAUCCAAUCCAAGCACCAACACCAGCUACAACUAUAGCCGAUGCUGCAGCUUCUCCAGCCCAAGCCCCAGCCCCUGCCUCAACACCUGUCUCAGCACCUGCCUCAGUGGUGGUACAGAUACCUGAUCCAUAUGCAGUCCAAAUACCAGAUCUGGUUAGAUCUCCAUCCCAGAUGGCUGCUCAGGUUCUACCUUCUGUGCAGGUCAGAGCACAAACUCCAAUACCAAGCUCAGUACAUUCUCAAGCACAAUCUCCAGUCCCAGCUGCUCCCAGUGCUGUGCCAACUCCAGUCUCUGCUCCAACUCCUGCUCCAGCUCCAGUUGUAGUCCAAAUGCCAGACAUGGUUACCAUCACCUCUCCAGUGUCACCCCAAGCCCCACUACCUGCAUCAGCCCCAGCUCCUGCCCAGGCUACAGUUGUGCAGUCAGUCCCUGUCCAGGCUGCUGCUCCAGCCCCAGUAGUAGUCCCAGCUGCAGGGACACCCCGAAUCCAGAGACAAGCCUCCACCAAAAAAGCCCCACCUCCUCCUCCACCUCGCUAUAUGUCAGUCUCCCUGCCCCAGACCUCAGCAGAGCCUACCUCAAUCAGGGCUGUCCAACAUGUCUCCCCGACCAUGACCACCGCUAUAGCCAUUGGAGCAGGUCUGCCUAGCCAGCCCAUACAGUCUGUGGUGGUGGAUAUACAGCCGCAGGUGGAGCAGGUCAGGCCAAAGGGUGAUGCUGGCCCUCAGGUGAUGAUGACCCCAACCAGACAGGGGCAUGUGGUCAUCAUAGUUCCUAAUGUGGAGAACAUGUCGGUGCUCAGCCAGUCGACCCAAGACCUGGCAUACUCAGUGGCAAUAACUACCACUUCUACUGUUGAUAAAGGCAGUAGUCUGAUGGCAGCAGGGCCUGUGGUUGUGAGUGUUGCUCCUUUCCCUACUGCUCCCUCUGUUCCUGCUGUACCCAGCUCAGACACAUGUAUACCUGUGGCAGAUACACCACCACCUCCCACUCCUCCACCACCUCCUGCCACCUUACUCAAGCCAGCGGUUUAUCCCAAAAAGUCUUCUGUUUCCACCCCAUCUUCAGUCCCAAUCGCAGUAUCAGUCUCAACUGCUGUGACAAUGACACAGGGAACUGUAACAACCACAGGCCCCAGUACAGUACACAAGGCAUCUGCACCCCCUCCCGUCCCUCCCAAGCCUGUGUCCAUUCCUGCAGGGCUGGUGUUCAGCCACCGUCCAGGGGAAAGCAUCAAACCACCAGUGGUUCCCACCGCUAGCCAAACUCUUCCCAGGACCAGAGAAGUGGUACCAAACGCCAGCAUAGCACAGCCAUUCACAGCCACAACACUGCCCAGGACCAGAGAACCUCCCAAUGCACUGUAUCUGAGUCUGACCACCCCAGUGGAGCCCAAGAUGAGUGCUGCCUCUCCCAGGUCCCCUCUGUCUCCGAGGUAUGCCAAUUGUCUGGAAACGUAUGUGGUGAUAACGCUUCCCUCAGAGCCUGGCACACCCACAGAGGGCAUCACUGUCCAAGCCCCCAUCAGGAGAGGAUCCAUCCCCUUCACUAUGCAGACAUGCCCAAUGUAUAGGACUACACCUUCAGAACAACAGUCACCCAUUACAGCCUUCUCAGCCCAGGCCACUGUCAGGAGAGCGUCAGUUCCCUCAUUGAGGCAGCUGCCACCACCAACAGCAGCAAUUGUACCAGUCGAAGUAGCAGCACCCCUAGAGGGAGUCACUGCAACAGCAAGGCAGCCUUCCAUGUCAUCAGCUAUGCAGCCUGCACACGGUGUGGCUGAGGUGGUGAACAUUUCAGCAGGGUCGGAGAUGCCUAUUCAGGUAUACAGUGUCAGAGCUCCAAUAAAGAAACCGUAUAUACCUCCAACAGCCCAGCCACAACAGAAAGUGUCUGAAGUUAGGACAAUGCCAUCAGAGCCACAGGUUCCUGCAGAAGUGUCUGCAGCUCAAGCUUCUGGUAGAAGGGCAUCAAUACAUGAUGUACCUCAGCAGCCACAAUAUGUGGCUGAAGUAAUGGCUUUACCAGCAGAGCAGGUCAUACCUACAGAUGUAGUUUCAACUGAGGCCAUGCCUGGAAGAGCAUCAAUACCAUCAGAAACGCAACAACCACAAACCAUGGGAGAGUUAUUAGCAAUGCCCUUAGAAGCUAUGCCCCCAACCAUCCAUCAGUCAGCAUCACUGACAGAGGUGGUUUCAACUGAGGCCAUCUCUAGAAGAGCAUCAAUACCAUCAGAAAUGCGGCAACCACAAACCAUGGCUGAUGUAAUGCCAUUGCAGCGGGAGAUACCUACUGAAGCAAUUGCCAGCCAAGUCCAUGUAGAAGCUACACCCUCAACCAUGCAUCAAUCACCAUCACUGAUUGAAGUGGUUUCAACUGAGGCCAUCUCUAGAAGAGUGACAAUACCAUCAACAAUGGAGCAACCACAAACCAUGGCAGAGGUAGCAGCAAUGCCCUUACAGCAGGAGAUGCCUACUGAAGCUAUUGCCAGCCAAGUCCAUGUAGAAGCUACACCCUCAACCAUGCAUCAAUCACCAUCACUGAUUGAAGUGGUUUCAACUGAGGCCAUCUCUAGAAGAGUGACAAUACCAUCAACAAUGGAGCAACCACAAACCAUGACAGAGGUAGCAGCAAUGCCCUUACAGCAGGAGAUACCUACUGAAGCUAUUGCCAGCCAAGUCCAUGUAGAAGCUACACCCUCAACCAUGCAUCAGUCACCAUCACUGAUAGAAGUGGUUUCAACUGAGGCCAUCUAUAGCCUCGCAUCACCAAUGCAGCAGCCAAAACCCAUGGCAGAGGUAGGAGCAAUGCCCAUACAGCAGGAGAUACCAUCAAUACCAUCAGCUGCACCGCAACCACAAGCAGUGGCCGAAGUGAUGACGUUGCCUUCAGAGUAUGAAAUGCCUACGGAAGUUAGAACAACUGAGGCCACUACCACUAGAAGGACAUCCAUAUACUCUGUAGCACAACAACCAUACACAUUUGCUGAAGUAACGGCUUACCCAUCAGAAUAUGAAACACCCAUCCAGGUGGUUACAACCGAGGCUAUUUCCACUACAAGAAGAGCGUCUAUAACCAUGCAGAAACCCCUUAGUAUGGCCCAGGUUAUCAUGAUGCCUGCAGAGCCAGACGUAGAGGCAUAUGCUGCCCAAGUCCCAUACAGGAGAGGAUCCAUCCCCUCAGCAGUGCAACCACCACAGGCAGUACCAGAAGUGCUGAUUUAUUCAUCAGCCCAUGAGACCCCCCUGGAAUUCAUUACAACUGAAGCCUACACCAGGAGAAUGUCAGUUCCAUCUAUCCAGGAGAUUCCCGAGACCGUACCCGUGGCUCCAGUCACCAUCACCAGGAAAUUCCACCAUGAGUCAAUCGAGAGCCAGGAGAUCCAUGGGCCUGAGAAGGUGGUGAACAGCCUGAGCCACAUGUACUCCUCAUCUAUCUCCACCUCAGCCCAGCACCCGGAGAGCCUGCCCAGCCUGGUCACUCAGGUGGUCACCACCGAGGUUCAGAGAACCACGGUGUCUUUGGUCCAUGAGAGGCUGCCACAGGUUCCUGCAUCCAAUGGAGUGGCCAUCACCAUCCAGCCAGACUUGGUUAAAGUUCAGCCCUCUCCCAAACAGAACGGGAAGAUCUACUCCGGUGAUGCCAUUGACCUCCGCACCAUUAAGGUUGGCGUGAAGAUGACCGAUUCAGGGAUGGACUUGACCCCACAGGAAUCAAGUCGCAAAUCUGUCUGUAGCAACUCUAGUGGCCGACAUACGGCAGUGCAGCCAGAGAUAGUGAACUUGAGUGCUGAGAUCACCUCUUCCACCACACUGUCGGUUGUCACUGAUAGCAUCACUAUCGUCACCUGUUCAGACACCAUUGAGUCCUACACCAGCGAGCCAGCAGAAAUACCUUUAGAUCUGCAGGGUUAUGUUACCUCCAUGCCUCUCCCUCUCACCACAUACAAACCAUUCCAGCCUCUGGCACAGAUAGUGUACAGGCGGGUGGACUCUCCGCCUAUCAUCAACACACUGUUAGCCACAGACACAGAGACACCAAUCAACCUGUCUUAUGGAGCCUCCAUGGUAAAUAGCAGACUUCCAGUGACCAUGGCCCCCGCUAUCACCAACGUGGGGGACAUGCUCUCAGAGCCAGCAGGGGCUGUGGAUCUGUCCACCUCUAGAACCCUCAGGGCCAUGGCGGCUCUGUCGGACAAGAGCCCUGGUGUGGUGACCACAGUCAUAGAGGAUGAUGGGACACCCAUAGAUCUGACAGCUGGGAGGAAUGUGUGCUGUGAUGUCAUCUACAAGCUACCCUUCACAGGGAGCUGUAGGACCCAGCCGCCGGUUAUUACCCAACCUGACAACCGCUUCGGCUACAGAGAUGACCACUACCAGUAUGAUCAUGCUGGGGUUUAUGGCAUCAAGGGCCUGAGCGGCAAGGCCAUGUCUGAGACCAACCUGGCUGAUGCAGGACUGUUCCUCUAUGAUGGAAAGACCAGAUAUAACUAUAACGGAGCCUCGGACAGUGCAAUAGACCUGACUGCUGCUAAUAUGUCCGCAGGUGAAGCUCUAGACUACACCAGUAAAGCUGCUGGGGCGUAUACGGGGAUAUCCACUGCUCCAUAUUCCCAGGUCUCUGCUUAUAGUGUCUUUAGAUCCUCAGACGGAAUGGUAUACUCCUCCAUAGCAGCCCCUGUUCCUUCUACAUACCCCAUCACCACUCAGCCAGGUUCCAUCUUCAGCACCACCCUACCUCCUACCACAACCCUCCAGGAGCAGCCAGCACCAGCUCCCCACCCCUAUGGCUUUAUUCCCACCAGCGACCCUGGCCAACAGAUCAUCAGCCUGGACACUAGCCUGCCCAAGGACCUGCUGCCCAGCGCUCUGGCUGACAUCAUGACUGACUUCCCUGACCUGUACUCUGACCAGACACUGGAGGCCAUCGCAGCCUCUCUGGACGCCCUGGCUUCAUCGCCCAUGUUCCCCGGUCUGGAUGACAGCAAGAUCACCCAGUACCAGAUGGAGAGGGAGUUCCUGCAGCUGGAGAAGCUGAAGCAGCUGUGUCUGGCUGAGGAGCUGGAGUGGGAGAGGCAGGAGAUCCAACGCUACCGUGAACAGGAGCAGAUCAUGGUGCAGAGGGAGCUGGAGGAGCUGCAGGCUCUGAAACAGCAGCUGUUAAUGCAACAGGAAGAGGAGCACCAGGCGCAACUUGUAGCCCAGCAAGAGACCUACAACCAGCAGAGGCAACAGUUAGAGCAGAUCCAACAACUCCAGGUGCAGCUACAGCACCAGCUAGAUGAACAGUACAGUACUACAGGGUCAGACAACCUGCUAGAGAAGCAGUAUACAGGGGUUGGGGAUAACGGCCAAUACUGGCCUGUUAGGGAUGAGUCCACCACCUCAUCCACUGUCACCCAGCUAGAGGGUGGGCAGUAUGUAACCAGUGAGGGUCAGAGAGAGGGUGGAGGUCAGGACCAGCUGCAGCUCAGUAGGAAACAACCAGCAGGGUCUAACCAGCCUGGUGACCAGGGGUAUGGUACAGGAGUGGUAGGGAAGAGGAUAGUGGACAGUGGGGUCCAGACAGACGAUGAGGACUCAGUAGACAGGAUGUAUGUAGGGAGGAGGAAGAGGAACUACAGGAAGGGUGUAGACAGCAGUGUUCAGACUGAUGAUGAGGAGGACCAGGAAGUUGAGUGGGACAUGCCAGCCAGGUCGCGGCGGCGCUCCCGCUCCAGUAAGCACAGUGGUGAGGGGAAACACGUUGGCUCUAAGGUCUCCAGCAUUGCCAUUCAGACUAUUGCAGAGAUCUCUGUUCAGACCGACCACUCCGGGAGCAUCAAACGCCCCAGCAUCCAGAUGGACACUAAGGUGGAGAUCAUCAAACACAUCUCAGCCCCAGAGAACUCUCAGAGAGGUGGCAGUCUCAGCUGUCAGACAGACGCAGACCGGAGGCACCCCUCACCGGCAGACAUCACCCCCAAGUCCCCCAAGGUGCUCUACUCCACUAUGUCCACCCUCUCCUCCAGUAAGGCCAUGGAGGGAGGGCAAAAGAUGCUGACCACUGACCCGACCAGGUUUUCCUCCAGCCCUAUGAUGCUGAAGCCUGGGCAGAAGUCUAUGUCUGACCCAAAGUCUCUCAGCCAUACCACCGAGGACAGGAUAGGCUACCACUACUCAGACAGCUACUCUGGCCAGAGCUCUUCGUCAGGCACUGGAAAGAAGGUGAAGAGAACCCUUCCCAACCCACCCCCUGAAGAUGACCCUCUGACCGGCCCGUCAGGUUACAGCACCAACUCAGCCCGCCGCCGGCUUGGCCGUCACACCACCAUGGCCCGGGCCAAGAUCCUGCAGGACAUUGACAAGGAGCUGGAUCUAGUGGAGAGAGAGUCAUCCAAGCUCCGCAGGAAACAGGCCGAGCUAGAUGAGGAGGAGAAAGAGAUUGAUGCCAAGCUGAGGUACCUUGAGAUGGGCAUCAACCGUCGUAAGGAUGCCCUGCUGCAGGAGAGGGAGAAAAGAGAGAGGGCCUACCUGCAGGGUGUGGCUGAGGAGAGAGACUACAUGUCAGACAGUGAGGUCAGCAACAUCAGGGAGACCAGAGGUAGCAAUCACGGCCUGGAGAGACCCAGGACAGCUCCCCAGUCAGAGUUUGACCAGUUCAUCCCCCCUCAAACUGAGGCUGACUCUCAGUACUCCACUCUAACCAGUCCCUACUCCCACUAUGCCCAGUAUGUCCCCCAGACCAAUGCCACCAGCCACUACCCCCAGCAGACCCUGUACCAGCAACAGGCCCUCUACCAGCAGCACCCCUACCAAAGUCAGUCAGUUUACUCCUCUGUACCCAGCCUGUCCUACCCCCAGGCCUCCCACUCCCACCAGCAGGCCCAGUCCUCAGGCUACCAGUCCAAGAACACCACCAACUACGAGGUGAUCCGGAACCAGCCCAUCAUCAUCGUACCCUCCUCCAGCGAGGGUGGAUAUGGGGUGGGAAAGUACAACAGCCUGGAACUGAGGAUGGGUCUGGAGGAGAGGAGAAUGGCCUCCAGCCCCAUGUCUAAUAUAUCUACUGAAUCCUUCUACGCUGACAUCGACCACCACAACGCCAGGAACUAUGUUCUGAUAGAGGACAUAGAGCAGCUGACUAAAGGUUCUGCAGGGCUGGGGUCAGGGUUCAGCCUGACUGACAAGGACCUGUCCAAGGCUGACAGGCUGCUCCGGGCCGCUGAAGCCAGGCGCACUGCAGAGGUCGCUGCGUUCCUGGGUAACUCACGUCUGCACAGCUACGGUAAAGGAGAUGAGGACUCUAUGGAAGAGCCCUAUGAGCUGAAGCUCCUGAAGCAACAGAUAAAGCAGGAAUUUAGACGAGGGACGGAGGGUCUGGAACACCUCUCAGGCCUGGGCAUGCCUCAGUACCUCCCCACCGACCCCAGCUACAGACACUUCCCUAAGGCUGACAAGUACAGCAUCAGCCGACUGACCUUGGAGAAACAAGCUGCCAAGCAGCUUCCUGCCGCCGUGCUCUACCAGAAACAGAUCAAGAACCAGAAGAAGGCAACCCUGAUGGACCCCAAGAUAACAAAAUUCUCCCCCAUCCAGGAGAGCAGAGACCUGGAGCCAGACUACAGCAGCUUCCUGGGUUCUGGAGUCUCAUCUGUCACCAACCUGUCCACACGAGCCAGACUGCUUCAGGAUGAGAUCAACUUUGGCCUGAAGAAGAACCUCUCUGAGCAGCAGAAGUACCUGGGCUCCUCUCUGGGAACUAAUCUGGCUGGCUCUCUGAGCCAGUCCCUUAGCCUGGGGGGACCCACCAUGAGGUCCACCCUACAGGAUGACACCACCUACCCCAGCGGCACGAGCUCUCGCCCUUCCUCACGACCCAAUUCCCGCCCCACUUCUGUCUAUGGCCUGGAUCUUUCCAUCAAACGGGACUUGUCUAGCUCUUCUCUUAGGCUGAGGAGCGAGGGAGAAGCCCUGGAUGCAGCGUUCGGCUCCGGACUGGCCAGGACCAAGCCCACCAGCCUGCCCAUCGGGCGAAUCCCCAUCGUGGCUCAGAACUCAGAAGAGGAGAGCCCUCUGAGCCCGGUGGGAGAGCCAAUGGGCAUGGCCAGAGCCUCAGCUGGUCCUCUACCACCUAUCUCAGCUGACUCCAGAGACCAGUUUGGCUCCAGCCAUUCCCUGCCGGAGGUCCAGCAGCACAUGAGGGAGGAGUCCAUGGCUACACGUGGACAUAGUGGGGUCUACGACAGAGACAUAGCCUUCAUCAUGGAUGAUCUGGGGGGAGCAAUGUCUGACAGCGAAGCCCUAAAUGACUCCAUGCUGACACUGAACAGAGAUGAUCCCAGAAUCUUUCAUGAGAGUAUCAGACACGCCGGAGGCCCCAACUGGAACAUAGAAGCAUACCACCUGAGGAGGGAGGACACUGACUGGUUUGACAAGCCUGCAGAGAGACAACAUCGGGUAAACGGACAAGCUCUGGACAGGAGACAGAUGAAGUUGAUUCCCUAUGUGUAUCCUCACACCCGGAUCAAAGUACAGAGAGACCUCAAGGACAGCAGCGUUUCAGGGAAUGGCCUGGGGAUUCGUGUGGUGGGAGGGAAAGAGAUUCCUGGGAGUCGUGGUGAGAUAGGAGCUUACAUUGCCAAGGUUACGCUCGGGGGAGUGGCUGAACAGACAGGGAAAGUGGUGGAAGGAAUGCAGGUGUUGGAGUGGAACGGGGUUCCUCUGAUGGGGAAGACCUACGAGGAGGUGCAGUGCAUUAUGAGUCAGCCGUGUGCAGAGGCGGAGCUCUGUGUCAGACUUGAUCUGAACAUGCUGUCUGACGCUGAUCACCCCCAGGCCCUGGAGAACCACGCCCAGCUGAAGCCUGGUGACAGGCAGCGCUCUCCAGGAGUGGAUCCUAAGCAACUGGCUGCAGAGCUGCAGAAGGUGUCCCAACAACAGGCCCCUGGGAUGGGCCUGGGUGUGGGGGGGCCAGUAGGGGUCCUUUCUGCCCUGGACCGCUCAGCUCUGUUACACUCAGGCAAUGCAUCGGCCAGCUCUAGUGCCGUCCCCAGCCCCGGCCAGCCUGCCUCCCCAGCCAUCAACAAGAAACAACGCCACAGCACCAAGUCGACAGCAGACGUGCAACUGCUGAAGCCUCAGCCUCGUCCUGUAACAGGGGAAAUACAGCUCCAGAUCCACUACGACAGGAACCUGGGGAAUCUGAUAGUGCAUGUCCUCCAGGCCAGGAACCUUGCUCAGAGAGACCCCAAAGAAUACUCUGACCCCUUUGUCAAGGUCUACCUCCUACCAGGGAGAGGACAAGUCAUGGUAGUCCAGAACGCAAGUGCUGAGAACAAGAGGAGGACCAAGUACGUCCAGAGGAGUCUGAACCCAGAGUGGAACCAGACUGUCAUCUACAAGAACAUACACCUGGAACAGCUAAAGAAAAAGACUCUGGAGGUGACAGUGUGGGAUUAUGACAGAUCUUCCUCCAAUGACUUCCUGGGAGAAGUGUUGAUAGACCUGUCUAACACAUCCCAGCUGGACAACACUCCUCGCUGGCUGCCUCUGAAGGAGCAGAGUGAGAGCAUUGAGCACAGCAGAACCCACCACACCGCUCAGGGGCCUGGGGGGCCAGGAGCAGGGACAGGGCCGGGACAGGGGUCCGUAGCGGGGCAAGAACCAGGACAGGGCAUGGGGCCAGGACAGGGGCAGGGACAGAUGGGGGAGUGCCAUGAGUCUCCUAAGAACUCUGUGAUAAAGAGCAGGAGCCACGGGAUCUUCCCUGACCCAGCAAAAGACAUGCAGAUGGUAACUCUAGAGAAAUCCCACAGUAGUCCAGGCAGCUCUAAGUCGUCUUCAGACGGCCAGCUUCGUUCCCAUGGUCCAUCCCGCAGCCAGAGCAAGAGCAGCGUCACGCAAGCCCACCUGGAGGAUGCUGGGAUAGCUAUAGCUGCCGCCGAGGCCGCCGUGCAACAGUCCCGCCUCCAACCAAGACCAGGCCACAGGUUGGGGGAUGUGUCUGGGCCGGUGGUGUCCUCAGCCCCCAGUCUGAUGGAGGGGUAUGGGGGUCUGGAUGGAGACGAGGGGGCUGGCACAGGGGUGGACAGUGCCAUCUUCCAGGUCCCAUGCAUAGGGAAGAUCAUCCCCAACGGUCCUGACAAGUUUAGGGGACUGCCACUCUCGCUAUCAGACAGCGAGGGGGGUGGGGGUAAGACCCAGGUGAUGGGGGAGAUCAAGGUUGCUCUGAAGAAGGAGGUGAAACAAGAGGGAGACCAGCUGAUCCUGGAAGUCCUACAGUGUAGAAACAUCACUUACAAAUUCAAGAGCCCAGACCACCUACCAGAUCUCUAUGUGAAGCUGUAUGUGGUGAACGUGGCGACUCAGAAGAGGAUUAUCAAGAAGAAGACCAGAGUGUGUCGUCACGACAGAGAACCCUCCUUCAACGAGACCUUUAGGUUCAGCCUCAACCCCACCGGACACUCCCUGCAGUUGUUCCUGGUGUCUAACGGGGGUAAGUUUAUGAAGAAGACCCUGAUAGGAGAGGCCUACAUCUGGCUGGACAAGGUGGACAUGAGGAAGAGGGUGGUCAGCUGGCACAAGCUGCUGGUCAGCUCCACACACAACCAGUCAUGAGAGAUCGACUUGAGAGGACACCGAGGGGUCAACCAGAGGUCAGUGAAGAUCAAUGAAUACUCUUGGUCAAUGGCUGUUCUUUGUCAAGAUGAGGAGGAGGAGUUGAGUUACACAGUGCCCUUCAUCCCCUUUGUGUUAUUCUGUAUGAAAAGAAAAGAGAGGGGGAGGAGAAGAAGAGAUAAGAGGGAAGGAAGAGGGGUUGUGGGUACGGACAUGCCCAGAAAGAACUGAUCCCCCUGUUCCCUCUCCCACUGCCAUACAUGGACUGUACCCUGAUUCUUAAUUGGACCAAAGACUGUCAGAGACUGUGCCCUGAUUGGAUAGACUGCCAGCACACACACACACACACACCGAGGAAUGAAGAAGUCCUCCACUGUAAGAGGACACACACAUCUCACCACCUCUCAGCUCUCUGCUCGACAUGUCGGAUGCAAAACCUGACGUCAAACAGGACUGGGCAGCAAUAUCACAAAGAUAGUUACCAUGAUGGAGCUACUCAUUUCUGUUCUGUCUGGAUCUGAUACGGUUGUUUAUGGCUUAUCAGAUCAUUAUCAUUAUUGUGAUUGAUCUGUGAAAAUGUCAGUCAGUCAGUCAGUCAGUGAGUGGGGUUCAAAUUGAUGUAUUUGUUUGUGUGUUUUUGUCCUUGGCUGCUUGAAAAAGUAUGGAAUGUUUGUUGUAAGAUUCUAUUUAUGUUGUGUACAAAAAGUACAGUGCAAUUAUAUGGUUGAUAAGUAAUUAACGAAACCUGACCUGAACGCUCAAGUCCAGUAGGUGGCAGUAAUGUACCGUUACAGUUUGUUGCCAACAGCCAUAAAACUCCAAUUUGACCUUACCUGGAUAGAUGUACAUGUACAUUCAGAUGUAGAUAGAUAUAUGUCAGAAUAUGAAUCAUAUCAGAGACACAGUGUACAGAGAAAUGUUAUUUAUGACCAUAGAUACAUAUAUUACAGACGAUAUGAGGUGUCUCCUCAUGUACAGUUUAUUCUAAAGACUACAUUCUGUACAGACAAGGGUAUGGAAGGAGCACAGACAAUCCAAUCCCUUUAGCUCUGGUGUUAUGCAGUUAUACUGGGUGUUAUACAGUGGGAAAAUAGGAAAAUGCAGUUCAAAUGGUGAAUGUAGAACUCAUAGCACAACUGAGACAUUAGAGGAGAACUACUACAUGGAUAUCCCUCCUCUUACAGGUGGGGAGAAGAGAACAGAUAGAAGAGGAUGUCAGGUCCCUUCCCUUCAAACUCAUUUCAGUCUGAUAUAUUGUGUUGUGAGACAGCAGUGUGUAGGAAUCUUCCGUCCCCUCCCCUCAUUAUGUCCUGAAUGUUACUCACUGAGGAAGAUCCCAUGAUUUUACUGGACUCAUCAGACUGGUUAUGUUUUUGUGAUGUCUUACGCACAUGUGACUGGAGGCUUAAACAAUCGUUUUGGUUCGAGAGCAAAACCGAGAUUGCUGGCCACCUUGACCAACCUGCAAUCUGACAGAGGGGUGUGUAGCCUUUCUCAGGUGAGAUGCUUUGCUCCCCUGUUUGGGUUACUGGGCUGCUCACCUAUUCUAUGUUAAAGCAACAGUUAGACAGACCUGUCCUCUGCGUGUGUGACAUCACAGUCAUGUUCUGUAAAAAAAAAAAA